CCAAAUCCAAUAUUACUGCUCCGUCUAGGGUUUUAAGGUAGCCACGAGCCCUGCCUCCUCUCCUUCUCUCUCACACAUUCUCCCCGGAGGCGUGGCAGCGCAAGUGCAGAGAAGGGGUUCGUUCUCUUCGCCAAGAUGGGUAUCUCUCGGGACUCCAUGCACAAGAGGCGCGCCACCGGAGGGAAGAAGAAGGCGUGGAGGAAGAAGAGAAAGUAUGAGCUCGGGAGGCAGCCGGCAAUGACGAAGCUGUCCAGCAACAAGACGGUGCGGAGGGUUAGGGUUCGUGGCGGGAACGUGAAGUGGAGGGCUCUGCGACUUGAUUCCGGAAAUUACUCGUGGGGAAGCGAGGCCAUCACCCGUAAGACCCGUGUCCUCGAGGUCGUCUACAAUGCGUCCAACAACGAGCUCGUGCGGACGCAGACUCUCGUGAAGAGCGCGAUCGUCCAGGUCGACGCGGCGCCGUUCAAGGCGUGGUACACCCAGCAUUACGGUAUCGAGAUCGGCCGCAAGAAAAAGGCCGCCCCGGCCGCCAAGAAGGAGGGGGAGGAUGGCGAGAAUGCCGCACAGGAAGCUAAGAAAAGCAAUCAUGUGAUCAGAAAACAGGAAAAGCGAGCUGAGGGCCAUAAACUUGAUCCUCAUAUUGAAGAACAGUUCAGCGGAGGAAGAUUGUUGGCUUGCAUCGCAUCCCGCCCUGGUCAAUGUGGACGAGCUGAUGGGUACAUUCUUGAGGGCAAGGAGCUAGAAUUUUACAUGAAGAAGAUCCAAAGGAAGAAGGGCAAAGGUGGAGCUGGUGCUUCUGCUUAAGCAACUGCUCCUUCCCGAGAUUUUGUGUCCCUCUAGGUUUUGCUCUUUCCUCCAGGUUAGAUGCAUAGUGUUUUUGAGGCGGUAACUUGAAACAUUGAAGUUGUUGAUUCUAUGAUAUUUAAUAGGAUUUUGUGAGAGAUCGAGAACGUCACUUUCUAUGGACAAAUUUUGUACGCUCCUAAAUUCAUUUGCUAUCAUUUAGUUUAUGAAACAAUUUUUUGUUGAUCUUUCCAA
Molecule: messenger RNA, 1038 nt
Organism: Nymphaea colorata (pocket water lily)
Lineage: Eukaryota; Viridiplantae; Streptophyta; Magnoliopsida; Nymphaeales; Nymphaeaceae
Product: 40S ribosomal protein S8-like
Exons: 5
Coding region: 136-804 (222 amino acids)
Biological process (GO): translation; maturation of SSU-rRNA from tricistronic rRNA transcript (SSU-rRNA, 5.8S rRNA, LSU-rRNA)
Cellular component (GO): ribosome; cytosolic small ribosomal subunit
Molecular function (GO): structural constituent of ribosome
Source: RefSeq, a predicted model, not a curated record